Messenger RNA from Scatophagus argus, 4465 nucleotides. RefSeq names its product transcription factor 7 (gene tcf7). The record is from RefSeq and is a predicted model, not a curated record. Bases 1260 to 2618 code for a protein of 452 amino acids. Gene Ontology annotation, biological process: regulation of transcription by RNA polymerase II; canonical Wnt signaling pathway. Gene Ontology annotation, molecular function: DNA-binding transcription factor activity, RNA polymerase II-specific; RNA polymerase II cis-regulatory region sequence-specific DNA binding. Gene Ontology annotation, cellular component: beta-catenin-TCF complex. Lineage: Eukaryota; Metazoa; Chordata; Actinopteri; Scatophagidae. The transcript is spliced from 12 exons.
GACUGGCCACAACUGUCUCAUAUAUAGCUGAGAAGAGAUAAACCACCUGUGCCAAACUCGGGAGUGGGCUAUUUUGGUACGCGUGUUGCAACAUUAAAACCAACGUCAGAGAAUUGUCUUCAGGUGUACGCUGAAAAAGCUGUCCUAUCACGUCUUCAGCCCUGCAGUUAUAUCUCUCAUCACAUCUACCACUUGUGAAGAUUUCCUCUCUUUCUGUUUCUAAUUAGCACACCUCAGAGAGAUUCAAGUAGAACUAAGCUGCUUUAAAUGUCACUUUUAACAAAUUAUUUAGUACAACAUGGACUCUGGAAGUCUCCUGGCCUUAAAUAUAUUCAUUAGGACGAAAUAUUUUCACUCUUAGGCAGUCGAAAUCAGCUUGUGUGAAACAUUUUAAACAUACAGCCUGUAGAUUACCAGUGUGAUCUGCUCUGUGUUCAUGUGUCCAAAUACCUUUUAGUGAGAGUAAACCCCUGACAGUGUUUGUAGUGUAACUUCUGACAGAGUUUGCCAAAAGGGGUUAACUCUGGUCCUUGGAAGGAGGCAUUUUAACUUUUUCCUUUUUAUUUUCCUUUUAGAGUUGCCACCCAAAAGAACAAAGCUAUUUCACUUUCCCUCCCCAGAAGAAGGCACAUUUAGAGAAUGUAUACAUGGCAGUUUUAAUUACAGGCAUCCCUGUAGGCUGUGCUCAGUUGUGUAAAUCAUUUCAAUCAUUUCUAAAAGGGGAAAAAAAAGACGUUCACAAUUUGUGUUCUUUUGAGCUCAAAUGUGGAUUUGCACUUUCGAUUGACUUUAUUUGGAAAAGGUGAAACCCCACAGAACAAAAUCUUAUCGGCUCUGAGUGAUCGCGUGAUUACUUCAUGUACUGUCACCCUGGUUUCAGCGCCUCCAGAAAAAGUCAACAAACAACAGGAGUUUUGGGUGAAAGAGUAAAAAAGUUUAUAGUGUUUGCUUCUAUGUUUCACACAGGCCAGGUAUAACCCAGUUAUAGCUGACCCACAGAGAGGCCUCUGAUGCUCAGUAUGGUUGGUGGUGAGAGAUAAAUUAGCACAUAGGCUACAGGAGUUCACGCCUCUCAGGCUAGGUGACGGUUGUUACGCUUUUGUCUCUAGUAUUGUAGUCUGUUCUCAUACAAGGAUAUAACAUGUAGUAACUAGAACACUUGUAAAUAGUUGACCUACUUUGUAUGCACGUUUAUUCUGGAGGUUUUUCUUCUUUCUUGUUCUGAGGCAAACAGCCAACUCUAACAGCAGCUUUGUGACAUGUCGAAGCACCAAGAUGGCAUGUACAAGACGCCGACGUACCCGAGUUAUCCGUUCCUGAUGUUGCCUGAUCCCUACCUCCCCAACAGCUCGGUUUCUCCAUCUUCCAACAAAGUGUCUGUGGUGCAGCAGUCUCACGGGAUGCACCCGCUCACGUCCCUCCUGCCCUACAGCAACGAGCACUUCAGCCCGAGUCCUCCGCACCUGCCGACAGACAUGAGCCAGAAGACAGGCGUUCACAGGCACCAGUCCCAGGACCUCUCAGGGUACUACUCCCUCCCUCCAGGCGGCGUCAGCCAGAUUAGUCCCUCCAUGGGCUGGCAGAGCCAGCCUGUCUAUCCUGCUCUGUCCCCCUGUGGAUUCAGGCAGACCUACUCCUCCAACCUCUCCAGCGCCCCUUCCUACUCCAGGUUCCCUCACUCUCUGAUGCUGGGCCCAUCAGGUAUGCAUCCUACAGGGAUCCCCCACCCAGCCAUAGUGCCCCCCACAGGCAAACAGGAGCACGAACAGUAUGACAGGGGCAUGUACGUGAAACCACAGGAGGUCAAACGGGAGAAGGAGCCCAAGAAGCCGGUCAUCAAGAAGCCCCUGAACGCCUUCAUGCUCUACAUGAAGGAAAUGAGGGCGAAGGUCAUCGCCGAGUGCACAUUAAAGGAAAGCGCCGCCAUCAACCAGAUUCUGGGACGAAGGUGGCACGCGCUGACCCGGGAGGAACAGGCCAAGUACUACGAGUUAGCCAGGAAAGAGAGACAACUCCACAUGCAGCUCUACCCGACCUGGUCUGCCAGGGACAACUACGAGGCGGGCCUUAGCGGGGUCGCAGGGGAAAAGAGUAAAGCUGAUUGGGGCAAAAAGAAGAGGAGAAAAAGGGAGAAGCUGCAGGACUCCAAUACAGACCCGGGCUCUCCUAAGAAAUGCCGGGCUCGCUUCGGCCUCAACCAGCAGACGGACUGGUGCGGUCCCUGCAGGAGGAAAAAGAAGUGCAUUCGCUACCUUCAAGGAGGAGGCUGUCCCAGCCCAACUUCUUCAGAUUUAAGUGCUAUAGACUCUCCCCCAUCCCCGUCCCCCGCCCGCCACCGUCUGUACCAGCACCAGCGGCCCCCCUCCCCGGGCUGCUCCCCACCGCCCACCUCCCCAUCAACACGCCUCCCCUUGUCUCCACCAGCACACACACGCUCUCACACACGCUUACCCCUGCAACAGUCCGCCGGCAAGCGCGGCGACCUCCGACAGUCCGAGGCCAAACACGCCCACACACACCUGGAACUGUCCAGCAAGCAGACGCACAGCUCGACGGCUGCGCUGUCGGCCGCCAAGGCUGCGGGACUUUCUCUCAAAGUGCUAACAGAGACUCAGUGAAGGCUUCAGUCUGCUCACAGCCCUGACCCUGUUCACUUCAGCUCCCCCCUCCCCCCCAGAGUCAUGCACAUCAUCUCCUUCACCUGCCGUCGUUACCACAUUCACCUGCACCCUGUGGCCCUGUGGUAGGAGUAACCGAGGGCAGAAGGGUGGUGUAGCGAUGAAGGGGGAGCCAUCCUUCAGUCCCUGGUGAUAGCCGGCAUUCACACUGACAGAUUGCCCCAGAGUCAAAUGCUAGCAGGGUCCCGGUUCAGAGGCUGGAUCCUCUGGAGUCUGCAAUUGUAGACCGAAUACGUCAUAAACGGGUCAGUGAGGAAAAGCUUCAGAAAUCAUCAAUUCUGUAAUCAGGCAUUCAGGCAGUCAUUGUCAACCUGAAAGUCUGGAAAUAUCCUCAUCACAUAUGUGGUGGUGGAGGAUCCAGCCUCUGAACCAAGAGUUCCAGUUGUUUGGAGGCAGACCUGCGCUGACGGCAGAAUUUAUGUGGAGCUUACAAAUCUGUGCUUCUUUGGCUCCAUCUGCUGCAGCUGAACACAAAGUGUUAAGUUUUGCCUUGAGGACAGCUCUGCCUCUUGAGAGAUAAUUUUACAAAUAAAACUCCUAAAGCACCUUUUGUGCUCCUUUUUUUAAAAAAAAAACAAAAAAACUGUGCUUUGACCUCCACGACAAUCACAACCAAAAUGUAAAAGCUAAAAAAAAAAAAAAAAAAAAAAAAUGCGGCAGAGAUAAGUUCUGGCUUCACAGUGAGACUCUUUUUCGGUGGCCACGGUGUUGUCACGUAUACUCUUUCUCAUCCACCAUUAUUGUUCAAACCAAACCAGAGGGGAGCACAGACCAACAAUCAGCCUGUCUGACCAGCAGACCCUCACGUCCAAAGAGAGGGACAGAUUGACUUUUUUUGUUUGUUUGUUUUUGUUAACCGUUCAAAUUCAGUUUCACUCCAUUUCCAAAUAUCUUUUGAACUACUUGUGAAGCCCUUUUGAUAAAGGAAAAAAAAAAAGUUGUAAGCAGGCUAAAAAAGUACCAGAAGUACACAUGACAGAGUAUCCCCAACUUCAAGUUACUUUUUUUUGAGGCACUUUCAGGCUGUCAGUCUCUCACUCUAUUAGGGUUACAUUUUUGUUCUGUUUUUACUUAAGUUUUGGUAUUUUUUGUAUGACUCUCGUGUGAUUUUUAAGGUCAAGUGUUUUGCUGUUGGGGAAACCCAGAGAGUUUUUUGGUCUUUUUUUGAAGUCCCAUUUUGCUUUUGACUGAACAUUUUGCAGCUCUGUAAACUAAUCUGAGACCAAAUGGGUACUAUUAUAUUGCAUUGUGUUGUAAAGUUUUAUAAAUGUUGGAAUUCCCUAUUAUAAUUAAACUUUUAUAUGUUUAUGUAAAAAAAAAAAUAAGUGAAAUAACAAAAAAAAAUUAGUUUCUACCAUUUCUUAAAGCAAUACAUUUUGUGUUUGUCCUCUUGUGCAGAAUUUUACUUUUUCUUGGUCGAGUGUUACUGCAGCAGCAUUCAGACGAUAUCUUGUGCUCUCAGUCUGUGCAUGUUCCAACUUAAUGUAACAAAAAAAAAUAGAUUUUGACUUUCAAAAAAGGCUUUAAUUUACUGCUCUCCUUGCAGCUUCAAACUCAGCUUCCGACGUUGUGGCCAAAGUGGAGGCUGAGCUUUUGUACAGCAAAACCAUUUUCCUCCAGCAGAGGGCGCUCUUGUGCUAGAAAUAGCUUGUUUUAUUUUGAGGGUGUUCACGCAAACCGUUAAGUGGCAACAUUUUGCAGACGUCUUUUGUAUUUUUUAACGCCUCAAACGCCUCUGAUGUAUUACUUGUUUUUGUUUGAUGUAUUAAAGUGUUUUGAAUAUCUCG